This is a messenger RNA of Micropterus salmoides (largemouth bass), 3625 nucleotides long. RefSeq names its product N-acetyltransferase 10 (gene nat10). Gene Ontology annotation, cellular component: nucleolus; 90S preribosome. Lineage: Eukaryota; Metazoa; Chordata; Actinopteri; Centrarchiformes; Centrarchidae. Gene Ontology annotation, molecular function: ATP binding; 18S rRNA cytidine N-acetyltransferase activity; tRNA binding. Gene Ontology annotation, biological process: rRNA acetylation involved in maturation of SSU-rRNA. Bases 155 to 3268 code for a protein of 1037 amino acids. The transcript is spliced from 29 exons. The record is from RefSeq and is a predicted model, not a curated record.
CGACGUCACACCGGGGUCCUCCAUGAACUGAUGUCUCCACGUGAGUGUAUCAACAGCAUGAUGGCUGGCAUGUAAAUUCAGCCCUCGACUUGUUGGAGUUUUGUGAAGACUAAUUAACAAAGAGUUUGUCUGUAACGGAAGUAGCAGGAAGACGAUGGCAACAUUCCGCAAGAAGGUAGACAACCGGAUUCGUGUCCAGAUAGAGAAUGGAGUCGCUCUGCAGCAUCGGACCAUGUUUGUGGUGGUGGGAGAUCGUGGGAGAGAUCAGGUUGUCAUCCUGCAUCACAUGCUGUCUAAAGCCGCCGUCAGAGCACGGCCCUCGGUACUCUGGUGCUACAAAAAAGACCUAGGAUUCAGCAGCAAUCGAAAGAAGCGCAUGAGACAGCUGCAAAAGAAGAUAAAAACCGGCACGUUGAAUUUGAAUCAGGAUGACCCGUUUGAACUCUUCAUCGCUGCAACCAACAUCCGCUACUGUUACUACAACGAGACACACAAGAUCCUGGGAAACACCUUCGGCAUGUGCGUCCUGCAGGAUUUUGAAGCCAUCACUCCCAAUCUCUUAGCGAGAACUAUAGAGACCGUAGAAGGAGGUGGUAUAGUGGUGUUACUGCUGAGGACAAUGAACUCUCUCAAGCAGCUGUACACUAUGACUAUGGACGUGCACUCCCGAUACAGGACUGAGGCUCAUCAGGACGUGGUGGGAAGGUUCAAUGAGAGGUUCAUUCUCUCACUUGCAUCCUGCAAAAACUGCGUUGUCAUUGACGACCAACUCAACAUCCUGCCAAUCUCCAGCCACAUGGCAAACAUCAGGCCCGUUCCUCCAAAGACUCAGGAGGACGGUUUGUCUCCAAGAGAACAGGAGCUGAAGGAUCUGAAGGAGUCCCUUCAGGACACUCAGCCUGUGGGUGUGUUGGUGGACCGCUGCAGGACCAUGGACCAGGCUAAAGGAGUGCUGAAGUUCAUUGAGGCCAUCUCAGAGAAGACUCUGAGGAGCACUGUGGCCCUGACUGCUGCACGUGGUCGAGGCAAGUCUGCAGCACUGGGUCUUGCUGUUGCUGGAGCUGUGGCUUUUGGCUACUCCAACAUCUUUGUAACUUCACCAAGCCCGGACAACCUCCAUACCAUGUUUGAAUUCAUCUUCAAAGGCUUUGAUGCUCUGCAGUAUCAGGAGCAUCUUGACUAUGAAAUCAUCCAGUCUUUGAAUCCGGAGUUCAACAAGGCUGUGGUGCGGGUGAACAUUUUCAAAGAGCAUCGGCAGACAAUACAGUACAUCCACCCAGGUGAUGCAGUGAAGCUGGGCCAGGCUGAACUGCUGGUCAUUGAUGAGGCUGCAGCCAUCCCUCUUCCUCUGGUUAAGAAACUGCUGGGGCCUUAUCUGGUCUUCAUGUCCUCUACCAUCAACGGGUAUGAAGGCACAGGACGCUCUCUUUCCCUCAAACUGAUUCAGCAGUUGAGGCAGCAGAGCGCAGACAGUCAGCAGAACAUGUUGGCAGAGAACCGGACUGCCAACACAGCGAGGCUAGCAGCAGCUCGAUCUCUACAUGAGGUUUCUCUCCACGAGUCCAUUCGGUACGCUCCUGGGGACGCUGUAGAAAAGUGGCUAAAUGAUCUGCUCUGUCUGGACUGUCUGAACAUACCCAGGCUCAUUUCUGGCUGCCCACUUCCGCAGACUUGUGACCUAUAUUAUGUGAACAGAGACACGCUGUUCUGUUACCACAAGGCAUCUGAGGCUUUCCUGCAGAGGCUGAUGGCCCUCUACGUGGCAUCGCACUACAAGAAUUCACCAAACGACCUGCAGAUGUUGUCUGACGCUCCGGCACAUCACCUCUUCUGCCUCCUGCCUCCUGUUCCGCCCACACAGAACUCACUACCUGAGGUCCUCGCUGUGGUGCAGGUUUGUCUGGAGGGAGAAAUAUCUCGGCAGUCCAUCCUAAACAGUCUGUCCAGAGGAAAGAAGGCCUCUGGUGACCUCAUUCCAUGGACUGUGUCUGAACAGUUCCAAGACCCAGAGUUUGGCAGCCUCUCUGGAGGCAGAGUUGUGCGAAUAGCUGUCAAUCCAGACUACCAAGGGAUGGGCUACGGCUCCAGGGCUCUCCAGCUGCUGCAGAUGUACUACGAGGGCAAGUUUCCCACCAUGGAUGAGAGCACACGCUCAAAUCACAAUGAGAUCACCACCGUCAGCAGUGAGGCUGUCAGUCUGCUGGAGGAGGUGAUCACACCACGGAAGGAGCUCCCUCCUCUGCUGCUGAAGCUGAGUGAGAGGAGAGCCGAGAGACUGGACUAUCUAGGAGUGUCCUAUGGCCUUACUGCACAGCUGCUCAGAUUCUGGAAGAAAGCGGGUUACACUCCAGUCUACUUAAGACAAACCCCUAAUGACCUGACAGGAGAGCACUCUUGUGUGAUGCUGAAGGAGCUGAACACAGAUGAAACCCCAGAGCAGAGCCAGUGGCUCUCUGCCUUCUGGAAAGAUUUCCGCCGGCGCUUCCUGUCUCUCCUCUCCUACCAGUUCAGCAGCUACCAUCCAAGCCUGGCACUUAACAUCCUGCAGAACAAGAAGUCCAAGGAAGAUACGAGCACUCUCAGCAGCUCCGAGUUGGCAGGCCAUUUCAGCCCCUACGACCUCAAACGUCUGGAGUUGUAUUCGAGGAGCAUGGUGGACUACCACCUGAUCAUGGACCUGAUCCCAACAGUGGCACGCAUCUUUUUCCUCAAGCAGCUCGGAGAUGUCUCUCUGUCCGCAGCACAGUGUGCGUUACUGCUGGGUAUAGGGUUACAGCACAAAACAGUGGACCAGCUAGAAAAGGAAAUUGAACUCCCAAGCUCGCAGCUCAUGGGCCUUUUCAACCGUCUGAUAAGGAAAUUUGUGCAAGUCUUUACCAGUAUCCAAGAAAAAGCCAUUGAGGCACAGAUGGCGGCCACUAAAGAUGUUUCCAUGGAGCCGACUGUUGGAAGCCUUAAUGAUGAUCUGAAUGAAGCCGCUAAGGAGUUUGAGGAGAGACACAAGCAGGAUGUAGAGAAGGUGAAGGAAAUGGACCUGGAAGAAUACAAGAUCCGUGGAGAUGAUGAGGAAUGGGACCAGGUGUUGAAGAAAGCAGGGAACACGGCUAUCAUUAGCAUCAAGAGUGACAAAAAGAGGAAGUUGGACGGGGGAAAUGCCACAGCAAGCAAUGGGGCUGCCCAGCACGGGAAACUAAAAAAGAAGGAAAUCCAACACGGCAAAUUCAAGAAGAACAAGGACAAGCAUGGCAAAUUUGGAAAGAAGGCGUGACAGUGAACCGUGCUGCAUUGACAGCGCACUGACAGUGUGUGGCGCAGAGCAGCAUCAACAUGAUCUGCAAUUGGCAGACCUUUUGGAUAUCUUGGAUGGACUUGCAGAUACUGAAGAGCGCCCAAAAGACUGUAUUUCUACAUUUGUCAUAACAAGUUUGUUGCUUUGGUUUAUGUUAAGUGCAGAGAAACUGUAUAGCGGCAGAAAAUAACUCACGUACACUUAUUGUACUAAAUAGGUAAAAUUUACUUUCAAGUAUUUAAAACAUUUUCACAAUGUUUUAGAGUUCCCUUUUAGCUGAUGUCAUGACUUCUACAAGACUUGUAAAAAGUUAAUGGAAAGGUUGUUUUUUUUUUU